Messenger RNA from Helianthus annuus (common sunflower), 1233 nucleotides. RefSeq lists its product as uncharacterized. The transcript has 3 exons. The coding region runs from base 294 to 929 and encodes 211 amino acids. Lineage: Eukaryota; Viridiplantae; Streptophyta; Magnoliopsida; Asterales; Asteraceae. The record is from RefSeq and is a predicted model, not a curated record.
AUAAAUCCUUAAAAAACCCUCGUGUCGUGAACCCACGAUAACACGCAGACGCGUUCACUCUCAAUUUCUUCAUUCAUCAUUCAUUUUGUUCACAAAUAAUAAAUAGAUCACUCUCAUUAUUAUUACUAUUGUUGGAUCUAGGGUUUCUUCAUGUUCAUAUCAUAGCAGGAUCCUGUCUCCAUUGACAGCUUUGGAGAUUCAGAAGCAUAGAUUCGUGUAUAGUUCGGUCAACAUUUAGAAUUUUAUGAACUGUUGGCUGAAAGUUGAAACGAGUUGUUAGGAUUGAAGUUUGAAUGGAUCAUUCGGAUUCGAAAGAACAGGGAAAUGGUUUUGAUGUUGAUCUCGAGAGCGGUACCGCUAUAGUUCAUAGCAAUGCAGAGAGAAGUCCGGAUCCUGAUUUCGAUAAAAAACUUGCAAAAACAGCCUUUUUAAGGUUAUGUGACGGAUUAAUGAGUGUAGACGAUGAUAGUUUAGUUAAAUUAGAUAAUGUAAAUGUCAACGAGGGUUCGUUAGAGAGUAAUGUAAAGUGUAAAAAGGCUCCGAGUGCGAAAAAACCGCCUAGACCUCCUCGACCUCUUUCGUUGGAUGCUUAUGAUCAAAAGCUCAUCAAAGAGCUUGCUGAACUUGCCAUGAUCAAACGGGCCAGAAUCGAGCGCAUGAAGGCACUCAAGCAAAAGAAAAAUUCAAAGAAUUCAUCAUCUUCGUCAUCGUCGUCACAUGGCAGUCUUUUUGCCAUGUUUUUUACCAUCAUCUUCUUCGUGGUGAUCCUUUUCCAAGGCCACAAUUCGGGUUUAACGACUCAAGCUUCUCCUCGAACGGGUCAAGGAAACGCGAACGUGUUAACUGAUAUACCGAAUCAGUUGAAUAUUUCUCCCAGUGUUUCGUUUUCGGCCAAUUAUAAAUCCUCUAACAGGGUUUUGAGAUUCUGAUGAUGUGUGUGUGGAGGAUCACAGGUGAAAACUGAAGUUCUGGUAAAAACAAAUUUGACCAUAUGUACAGUCAAUGGUACUUUGGUAAGAAUCAUAAGUGCAGCACACGAUCACAGGUGUUUUUUGGUUGUUUUAUAGGAUUCAAAUGGUAUUUAAGGUUUUCAUGUAUAGGGUUUAGUUUAUAUGUUAUUUCCAGGUUUUGUUUAUUAUUGAUAAUAACAUCCAUGUCUUUGUCAAAAUUAACUUUUUUUUUGGGAAAAAGUCAACAAAAUAACUAGAUUAUAGAGACCCCUUGAAUGGCUAA